Molecule: messenger RNA, 3601 nt
Organism: Drosophila innubila
Lineage: Eukaryota; Metazoa; Arthropoda; Insecta; Diptera; Drosophilidae
Gene: Tmf
Product: TATA element modulatory factor
Exons: 5
Coding region: 170-3124 (984 amino acids)
Cellular component (GO): endoplasmic reticulum; Golgi apparatus
Source: RefSeq, a predicted model, not a curated record
UACGAUAUCCGAAGAAGCUGCCAACAAGCUACAAAAUAAAAGAUAACUUUAAUGAUGUGUUUGUGUUUGUGUUUGUAAAAGCGCAAUUUAUUUGCAAAUAAAAUAGAAAUUAAUGUGUUGCAGACAUUACGUGUAGCCUACGAAGCGCAUUAGAGCACAAGAAAGCGGCAUGAGUUGGUUCGAAAAAGCCAGAACUGUUCUAAUUGAGGCGCUCGAUAUUCAGGAUGAUGACAACAAGACAACCGACAACGUUGGCAGCGGCUCCUCUGUCACAGCGAGCAGCAGCGCAGCGUCGACGCCUGGAGGCAAAGCAACAACGACAGCGACAACGACAUUGCCAACGACAGCGUCAGCGUUGGCGUCGUCGUCAGCCGCGAUGGCAACGUCAGCUAUAGAGGAAGCCACCUUUUAUGAUAAUCCACAUGCCAAUGAGAUGGUUACCAUUCCACCACGAGCAAGCGACGCCUCAACGCCAGCUACAACAGCUAAUCUCUAUGCGAAGCGACAGUCGGCCACAUCGGAUUCCGUUGAUCUGCUAUCAUCACCGUCACCCACAUCACCCACAUCUCAAAGUGCCGCCAGCUGCAUGCGCAAUUCCGAAUCUUCGUUGGAGCUAAUAACAGCGCCUACAACGGCCAGUGAACUGGAAAUGGAAUUGUCACCGGAUACGGAGCCAUCGUUGCCGGAUAGCAUUGUCAUCAUAGCCAGCAAUGAAACGUCCGACAAUGCGGAUGGCGAUGAUGACGAGGCAGAUGAUGCCGAUGAUGAUGAUGAUGAUGGUCAUGCGCUUCAUUUGGAUCAGGAUGAUCAUUCUCUGCACUUAAAUGAUUCAACCAAAACCAUGAAGGCUUUGGUGUUCAGCGAUACACAAGCCGCUGUAAGUGUGUCAAAUGCUGGCGCUGAUUCGGAUUCAACGCAAAGCUUUGAGGACAUUCAGCUCCAGUUGAGUCACAAGAGCAAGUCGGGCAACGACGGCAGUCCUGGAGGAUCAGAGGCGUGUCAACAUGGCAGCAAGACGGAGAUGGUGGAUCAGAGCUACUCGUCGACGUCAUCAGACAUUGAGAUCAUAUCGAAUCCGAAUGGAGACUCCAGCACAAAUAGCACCACAACGCGCACAAGUCCGCAAAAGUUCAAGGAGCUGUGCGGUGCUAUGAAGGGGAAUCAACAUGGUCUUCAUGGCCUUAAGAACAAGGGACAUCAUCGUGAGCCAUCGGAAAUAUCGUUGCUGUCGGAGGACUCGCAAUCGGAGCUGGACAAGCUGGUGAAUCGCAUUAGCGAGCUCAAUCAGGUGAUUGAGGCGCGUGAACAGCGAUUGCUACAGUCGGAGCGACAAAAUGCCGAGCUGCUCGAGCGGAAUCAGCAGCUUUGUGCCCAAGUUGAGGCGGCAAAGAACAGUGCCAACAGCUCGGAGGCCAAUGAGGCAGUGCAGCGACUGUCGGCGCUGGAGAAGAAGUUUCAGGGUAGCAUACGGGAACGGGAUGCGUUGCGCAUUCAAAUCAAGAGCCUUAAGGAUGAGCUGCUCAAUAAGAUACCCAAGGAUGAGCUGACCGAAUGCAAUGAAAUGAUCACCGCUCUGCAGUCCGAGGGAGAGAAACUAUCCAAGGAGAUACUGCAACAGUCGAACAUCAUCAAGAAGUUGCGCGCCAAAGAGAAAACUUCGGAUACGCUGCUGAAGAAGAAUGGAGAGCAAAUCUCGUUGCUCUCCAGCGAAUCGGAACGAUUGAAGAAGUCCCUCGCCGCCAAAGAGGAAAUGGAGCGUACACAAAUCGAGGCCGUCAAUCGAAUGACCAACGAGAAGCGACGCGUCGACGAGGAGAAUGCUGAAAUUCGCAGUCGCAACGAAGAUUUGCAGUCCAAGCUGGCGGCAUUGCAGACCAGCUUCGAUGGCAUCAAAGGAGAUCUGCAGCAGCGUCAGCGACACGAGCAACAUCAAAUCCAGGCCGAGAAUCAGGAGUAUGUGCAGCAGUUGAGUGAUAUGCGCGAAAAGCUGCGCAUCACCGAGCACAACAUGGCCAAGCGGGAGCAACAACUGCGUGAGGAGAAUCGCGAACUCUUGCGACGCCUCGAGGCGGCCGAAACCCGUGCCGAGUGCAGCACCCAGGAGCUGAGUGUGUCCACAACGCCGCUUAUCCGACAAAUCGAAUCGCUGCAAAAGACGCUGAAUCAACGCAGCGCCAGCUGGAGCAAGGAUGAGCAGCAGUUGCUGCAGAAGCUCGAGGAUUCCCAGUCACAGCUGCAUUCGCUGCAACAGCUCGAAUCGGUGCAGAACGAGAAACAGGAACUCUUGCGCACCCGCUGCGAUCUGCUCGAGGAGAAGCUGUCCAAUGCACUGGUGCAGUCAGAGAGUGCCAAGAUUACGCUGCGUCAGCAGGAACUGGACGCCAGUCUCAAGGAGAAUGAUUACAAGAGUCAACUUGUCACGCUGCAGGAGCAGCUGAAACAGCGCCAGGACAAGCUGGAUGCCUUGACGGAGCAGUGCCAGCAGCUGGAAACGGAUUUGCGCAAGCAGCGUUCAUUUCAGCGCACCAGUGAACUGACCGUGGAGGCGGUCAAGGCCAGCAGCGAGCUGUCGGAGAGUCGCUGCCAGAAGGCGUUGCAUGCGUCGCCACCGCUGAGUCUUGUGGACGACAGCGGCUCCGCCGAGGAUGCACUUGGUGGCAUCAUUGACUGGCAAGGCGAUGAUAUGGAGUGUGUGUCCAACAGUGGACGUCAACAGUCGGGCAUUAUACAGGGCGUGCAUCUGAGCUUUAUGGCUGGGAAUACCACAACGCUGGAGCAUCUGCAGGCGCUGCUCAAGCAGCGGGAUGGCGAACUGACGCAUCUACAGUGGGAGCUGUCGCGUCUGCAGGCGGAACGCAGCGUCCUGGACAGCGAGAUAUCCAAUUUAACCAUGGAACUGGAGACAUUGAAGGAGAAAGUGCAAGCGUUCGAGAGCAUGGAGAAAUGUUACGAGGAUCUGCAGCAUCGCUACGAUGCAUUGCUGCAAAUGUACGGCGAAAAGGUGGAACGCACUGAGGAGCUGGAACUGGAUCUGGUUGAGCUGAAGCAGGCGUAUAAGCUGCAAAUCGAUGAGCUGCUUGCGGCGCCGCCACCAAAUCUACAGCGGACACCGAAGCACAUAUGAUUGCCGUCGCUGCCUUGCCUAAGACGUACCUAACAGCCGGCCAAAAAGUUGGCUCCGGCUCCAAUUCUGAUUCCGAUUCCACUUCCUACUCCAACUCCAACAGAGCUUGACUAAAGCGGUUUUCUUCCCCAUUCCUUUGCUUAUUCGUGUACAAGUUGAAAAAGAUCACAGUGUCAUCCUUUUCCUUGUCUUUUAAUCUGUCUCCCGCCACCAAAUGAAUUAUCCAUGUAUCCAUAUAAUCGUCAUUUAACUAACAUACAAGUAAAUAUUAUUUGCGUGUUGAAAUUUCUAGUUAUAUUAUGAAUAUUGAUCGAUUGUGAUAAUUUUAUUUAUAUACUUAUAAAUUAAAAGAAAGAAAAUAUAUAAACAACAACCAUAUAUAAUUGAUAUUGAUAUUGUAAAAGGUACAAGGUCAAAAUAUUGGAUGUAGUCAACAAAUAAUGCACGAUAUUAUUAUAAAUAAAUCUUAUAUAGUUU